AUGGCUCCCUCUGACCACUCUCUUGUCCCUUCAUUCUUGUAUUCAUCAAAUGCACUCUCCCUUUUGGAUAAAACCAAUCAUGGGUUGUCAUCAUCUUCCAUUAUAUCACAUUCAUCAACAUCAUCACCACCCAUGAUCCAUGCACCCAAGGAGAGAAUCCGCAUGUUUUCUCCUGCUUACUACGCUGCAUGCAGUGCUGGUGGCGUCUUCAGUUGUGGCCUCACCCACAUGGCCGUCACUCCUCUUGAUCUUGUCAAGUGCAACAUGCAGAUUGACCCUGUAAAGUACAAGAGCAUCACAUCAGGAUUUGGAGUUUUGUUGAAGGAGCAAGGAGCUAAGGGUUUCUUCAGGGGAUGGGUGCCUACUUUGCUUGGAUACAGUGCUCAGGGAGCAUGCAAGUUUGGAUUUUAUGAGUUCUUCAAGAAGUAUUACUCAGAUCUUGCAGGACCUGAGAAUGCAGCCAAGUACAAAACACUCAUAUAUUUAGCUGGUUCUGCCUCAGCAGAAGUUAUUGCCGAUGUUGUACUUUGCCCCAUGGAGGCAGUCAAAGUUCGUGUACAAACUCAACCUGGCUAUGCUCGAGGUUUGUCAGAUGGGUUACCCAAGUUUAUCAAGGCUGAGGGUGCUUCUGGGUUGUAUAAAGGACUCGUUCCUCUUUGGGGACGUCAAAUUCCAUACACAAUGAUGAAAUUUGCUUCCUUUGAGACGGUUGUGGAAAUGAUAUACAAAAAUGUCAUCCCAACUCCUAAAGAAAAGUGCAGCAAAAAUUUGCAACUUGGAGUCAGUUUUGCAGCAGGAUACAUAGCAGGUGUACUAUGUGCAAUUGUCUCACACCCUGCUGAUAACCUUGUUUCCUUUCUCAACAAUGCCAAGGGAGCCACUGUUGGUGAUGCUGUGAAGAAGAUCGGGCUUGUGGGUCUUUUCACUCGUGGCCUUCCUCUUCGUAUAGUAAUGAUUGGAACACUAACUGGAGCCCAGUGGGGACUCUAUGAUUCAUUUAAAGUAUUUGUGGGGCUGCCUACUAGUGGUGGAAGUGCUCCUGCACCAGCACCUGUGAAGUAG
Molecule: messenger RNA, 1062 nt
Organism: Abrus precatorius (Indian licorice)
Lineage: Eukaryota; Viridiplantae; Streptophyta; Magnoliopsida; Fabales; Fabaceae
Product: mitochondrial phosphate carrier protein 3, mitochondrial-like
Exons: 6
Coding region: 1-1062 (353 amino acids)
Biological process (GO): mitochondrial phosphate ion transmembrane transport
Cellular component (GO): mitochondrial inner membrane
Molecular function (GO): phosphate transmembrane transporter activity
Source: RefSeq, a predicted model, not a curated record